Geodia barretti is the source of this 222-nucleotide messenger RNA. The record is from the annotation of a GenBank genome assembly. Lineage: Eukaryota; Metazoa; Porifera; Demospongiae; Tetractinellida; Geodiidae.
AUGGCUUUUGGGGACGAGUUCAUCCGCAUGAUUCAGCCGUUUGUCUAUCAGCGUUACUUAGAUGGCGUGACUCUCACUGAGAUUAAGGUACGCGCAAUCUUUAAGAGAUCACAGCGACUUCGAUUCAGUCCCGAAGAUGGGCUUGACAUCGCCGUUCUACUCUCCGAAGAGGAUCCACAACAGCUGGAGGCUUUCUUGAGCAGGUUCCGUUUUGAAAUGUAA